This is a messenger RNA of Cygnus olor (mute swan), 2772 nucleotides long. It is a transcript of the gene SAV1, whose product is annotated as salvador family WW domain containing protein 1. Lineage: Eukaryota; Metazoa; Chordata; Aves; Anseriformes; Anatidae. The record is from RefSeq and is a predicted model, not a curated record. Gene Ontology annotation, biological process: hippo signaling; apoptotic process; regulation of cell population proliferation. The transcript has 4 exons. The coding region runs from base 666 to 1751 and encodes 361 amino acids. Gene Ontology annotation, molecular function: molecular adaptor activity; protein binding.
GCAUUGACCUAUGUCCUCAACUUCUCUGUGUCUUCUCAAAAAUUGCUGUUACAUUUUUCAGUAGAAGAAUUGUGUCCAAAAACAAGAAAACCCCAUGUCGUCUUAUUUCUUUUGCCCUGCUGUAAAGCUUUUUUUCUUUGAACCAUCCAUUGUCAUCAAGCCUUAAGUGUUUCUCUUAAGCAACGCUAAUCUCUGCAGUUUCUAAUUCCUCUUUUUUCCUGCAUCUCCAGAAUACUGGGUCAGGCCUUUUGCUUUCAUUGUCUUUGUCUGAGUUCUCACACAUUUUUAGUGUUGUUUCUAAGUGCCUCACCUAAUUGAAACGGUUCUUCAGCAGGAUCACUGACUGCAGCUUAUAAACUUGCCUAAUACCUACAGGUGCAAAGUAUAACACAUACCCCUUCAUUAGCUGUGGUCUGUAAAUGCUGCCUCUUGCCUCCUUUCCCAGAAGGUGCUCUCAGUUCUGUUCUGGUUUGGGUUCGUUGUUGAGGAGGUGUUUCCUGAUGAGCACAAGGUGUAAUCACCAGUGGUGAGUGAUGUUUCAUUUAGUGGGGGUUACAGCUGAGAUGGCUCUUCAGAAGCAGUGUCUGGAUACAAAAUGUGCAUGUGAAUUUCAGCUUUCAGUCAGAAUAAGAAUUCCGCUCUUUAUAAUUUGGUGAUAAUGUGAAAUGUGCUUUUUAUUGACAUCUUCAUACUCAAAGUGGUUAGCAAAGUAUUUAAGCAAGUUUCAUGAUUUUUCAAAAGCUGCCUUUCAUAGGCAUUCCUCCUUGAAGUCAUGUUGUCUCUCUCUGCAUGAUUCAAUUCUCCAUAUCUUCAUUUUCUCAUUCUCAUUAGAUUUAUUUUUAAUUAACAAACUAGUGCUAGUUGUUUUCCUGAGAAAUGUUUUUCAGUUAUUUCCUAGUUUUGUAUGUUUAGCUACCUCUGUGCAAUUUCUUGAUUUUUUUUUUAAUUUAAUUUUUUUUCCAAGUGUCCAUGUCAAACUUAAUUCUAAGAGACUUUACCUGUCUUUCCUCGACAUCUCUUUCCUCUCUUCUAGGUUAAAGGUUUUGGGAGGUCUGUGGUUGAAGUUAUACCUACAGUAUAGAUUGGAACUAACUUGUAACCAAGACCUCAGAGUUAUUUGUACCUGUUUGAGCGGCAUCGGGAGAGUUGCUGCUACAUCUCUAGGAAAUUUAACCAACCAUAGUUCUGAAGACUUGCCUCUUCCUCCUGGCUGGUCAGUGGACUGGACUAUUAGAGGAAGGAAAUACUAUAUAGAUCAUAACACUAAUACAACUCAUUGGAGCCACCCACUCGAGCGUGAGGGACUGCCUCCGGGAUGGGAGAGAGUCGAGUCAGCAGAAUUUGGAGUGUAUUAUGUGGAUCACAUCAAUAAAAGAGCUCAGUACAAACAUCCUUGUGCUCCCAGCGUUCCCCGUUACGACCAGCCUCCCCCGGUGACUUACCAGCCCCAGCAGGCGGAGCGAAGCCAGCCCCUUCUGGUCCCUGCGAAUCCCUACCACACCGCAGAGAUUCCGGACUGGCUGCAGGUCUACGCCAGGGCUCCUGUGAAGUACGACCACAUCCUGAAGUGGGAGCUCUUCCAGCUCGCGGACCUGGACACGUACCAGGGCAUGCUGAAGCUGCUCUUCAUGAAAGAACUGGAACGGAUCGUUAAGCUGUACGAGGCGUACAGGCAGGCCCUCCUCACCGAGCUGGAGCAUCGCAAGCAGAGGCAGCAGUGGUAUGCCCAGCAGCACGGCAAGAAUUUCUAAGCUAACAACUCUUUCUAAUAGACUUCUAUGAGGACACUACGAGCUUUAAAAAGUUUCCACACUUCAUACUAUGAAAAAGUGCUUUGGUUGAAAAGGCAGCUUAUUUUUGUUGACGUUGCACCUUUGUUAUUAUCCUCUUGAAUAUUUUUCUACAUGUAUUAUGUAUUGUUUAUAAAACGAAAAAUGUUUGUUAACCUUUUUCCAUACAAAAACUAGUUUAUUAUUCUGAAAACCAGCAUGGAGUUACGGAGUUUGAUCAGAGACUUGUUUCUGGUAUCUUUUUCUAGCAGUUGGCUGUAUUAUUAAGAAGCUGACUAUAUAUUUUUAAAUGGCAAUAGAUGCAAUUACAAGAAAUGCCCUGGAUGCAAAACAUUGUUAAAAUCCAAAUUACUAUUUUGGUGUAUUUCCCUCUGGACUUUGUAUCCCUCUUGAGAGAGGUCUGUUCUUUGUUUACAGCUUUAAUGUACAGAACACUGACACUGUUACUUCUCAGUACUAUAACCGUACAGAAGCUGAUUUCACCAAUCUAAAAGUGCUUCAUGAAAAUGAAGUCUGAGUUGCCUUAUUUUUUACUUUGUUUAAUGCAUUAUUACCUUAGAUUUAUUACUAGUUUUCACAGAAGUUAGUCAGAGGGCGAAAUACUUGUACCUUCUUAAAGACCAAUAUCACUAAGCAAACUCUUCAAAGGUUCUUAAAUGCUAGGUAGACUGCAUUUUAUGAGCCCCAGUCGCACGGGAAGGUAGUAGCAUUGUCUAACCAGCUUACCAACCAGCUGUACCACACCAUGAAAAAAAUCAGGGAUGUAUCAACAUUUUUUUUUACCGAGCUUUGUCUUGUAUUAAAGUUUCCUUACUUGGGGAAAAUUUUUACUUGUACAGUUACCCUCGCCAAUAUUUUCAUUUGGUUCAUUGAUUGUCCUGAAAUGUUAUUUAUGGAUUCUUUUUAGUGCAAUAAACAUUGUUGCAGACAAAAUACAUUUCUUGUAAAUCCUGUUAAUUCAAUAAAAAUCACUUUUGUUUAA